This is a messenger RNA of Otolemur garnettii (small-eared galago), 2328 nucleotides long. It is a transcript of the gene ZNF274, whose product is annotated as zinc finger protein 274. The transcript is spliced from 7 exons. Gene Ontology annotation, molecular function: RNA polymerase II cis-regulatory region sequence-specific DNA binding; DNA-binding transcription repressor activity, RNA polymerase II-specific. Gene Ontology annotation, biological process: negative regulation of transcription by RNA polymerase II. Lineage: Eukaryota; Metazoa; Chordata; Mammalia; Primates; Galagidae. The record is from RefSeq and is a predicted model, not a curated record. Bases 105 to 2111 code for a protein of 668 amino acids.
AGCGCGAUUCUGUUGCCCAGGGUCCUCUCCAGUCGUGCGAGACUGGGCUUUUGACACAUUUCUGGGCUCCUCCUGUGUGGGGGUGGACUUGUCAUUUCCUGUGGAUGAAGCCAGUUCCGAGCACAGACGGGGAGAGCUCCCUGGCGGCUUUCCCUGACCCACUUUGGUUUUCUCAGGACUUCACCCAUUCCCGAGACAGACAGAUUGAGGGGGAGAAAAGUAUGGCCUCCAGGCUUCCGACGACCUGGUCCUGUGAACCAGUGACUUUUGAAGAUGUUACACUGGGUUUUACCGGGGAAGAGUGGGGACUGCUGGACCUCGAACAAAAAUCUCUGUACAGGGAAGUGAUGCUAGAGAACUACAGCAACCUGGUCUCAGUGGAACAUCAGCUUUCCAAGCCAGAUGUGGUAUCUCAGUUAGAGGAAGCAGAAGAAUUCUGGCCGUUGGAGAGAGGAAUUCCUCAAGACACCCUUCCAGAAUAUCUUGGGCCUCAGCUCAAAAUUCAGUUGGAUUCUCUUCCUGCAGAGAAUCCCCUGAUGAACAUUGAGGUUGUUGAGGUCCUCACACUGAACCAGGAGGUAGCUGGUGCCCGGAAUGCCCAGAUUCGUGCUCUCUAUGCUGAAGAUGGGGUCCUGAGCCCUGACACUCUCAAGGAGCCAGUACAGCAGCUAAGCAACCAUCCAGCUGAUCCUGAGGCAGCUCGUCAGAAAUUUCGGCAGUUCCAUUAUGAGAAUGUGGUAGGUCCCCGAGAAGCCCUUGCCCACCUUCGUGAACUCUGUUACCAGUGGCUGGAGCCUGACGUGCACUCAAAGGAACAGAUGCUGGAGCUGCUGGUGUUAGAGCAGUUCCUCGGUGCACUACCUGGGAAGCUCCGGACGUGGGUGGAAUCACAGCACCCAAAGGACUACGAAGAGGUGGCAGCCUUGGUGGAGGAUGCAACUUGGAUAUCUGAGGAGGAAGCACCACCUGCCCAGCCUUCUCAGGACCCCACCUGCUGUCUCAAGGUCCCUGCUCAGCAGGAAGAGAAGCAGCAGAAGGCUACAGCCAUCCAGCCAGAGACGGUCCUGCCUGAGGAGCCAGUGACCUUCCAGGAUGUUGCUGUGGACUUUACCCGGGAGGAGUGGGGGCUGUUGGGCCCAACACAAAGGACUGAGUACCAUGAUGUAAUGCUGGAAACAUUCGGGCACCUGGUCUCUGUGGGGUGGGAGACUACACUGGAAAGUAAGCAAUUAAAUCCAAAUUCUGACAUUCCUGAGGGAGAACCAGCCCACAGCCUGAAAGUACAAGAAUUCUCAAGAGAUUGUGCCACAUCUUCCACCUCAGGAGAUGUCUUGCAGCACAUGGACCCAAAUGUCACAGACAGAGUUUUGAAACAAGCGGGGUCUGCUCUGGAAAAAGUCCUCCCUCAGGUGGAGCCUUGUGAAAACCCCAAGUCCCAGGCAAACGCUUGUCUUGACACAAGUCAGGUUUUGCUCCAGAAGGUGUCUCCUAAAAAACGUUUGCACAAACGUGGCUCACAGGUUAAGAACAUAAAACAUAAUUCACAUAUAAAACAUCAGAAUCGUUGUGAAAGACAAAAGGCCAAAGAAAGCAGUGGUUGUAGGAAAACCUUCAGCCGGAGUGCUAAGCAGAUUACAUUUAUAAGAAUUCACAAGGGGAGCCAAGUUUGCAGGUGUAGUGAAUGUGGUAAAAUGUUUCGGAACCCAAGAUACUUUUCUGUACAUAAGAAAAUCCACACUGGGGAGAGGCCUUAUGUGUGUCAGGACUGCGGGAAAGGGUUUGUUCAGAGCUCUUCCCUUACACAGCAUCAGAGAGUUCAUUCUGGAGAGAGACCAUUUGAGUGUCAAGAGUGUGGAAGGACCUUCAAUGAUCGCUCAGCAAUCUCCCAGCACCUGAGAACUCACACUGGAGCUAAGCCCUACCCAUGUCAGGACUGUGGAAAAGCCUUCCGCCAGAGCUCCCACCUCAUUCGGCAUCAGAGGACUCACACUGGGGAGCGCCCAUAUGUGUGCCACAAAUGUGGAAAGGCAUUCACCCAGAGCUCACACCUUAUUGGGCACCAGAAAACCCACAAUAGGACAAAGUGGAAGAAGAAACAGCCUACUUCAUAGCUCUCAAGCCAGUUGAAGGGACAGUGCCUUUUCAACUUGAUCCUUUAACAGAACAUGCAUUGGAUGGUUGGGAAUUGGGACCGAAUGUGAAAGAAGCAGAGGGAGGACAUUCCCCAAACCAAAGAACCACUGGGGAUACCACCAUUCUUUUAAUCAGAGUAAAGAAGAAAAUGAAUUGUCAAUGUAUUGGGGAAAAAAAUAUUUAAUUUUUCAGUCA